UUUCCGAGAAACCCAAUUAACUUGGUCCAGACGAAACCCUAAAUAAGAACCAUCGUCCUCUUCAUCGCUCUGAGGUCGACUUUCACCGCUGCUGAAUCCGAGCUCCAUCUCGGAUUCAUGUGCUAAUCCAAUCCCUCUCUUUAACUCCAUGUCCUCGACGCUCCGGCGAUCUCUCUGUCGCAGGCAGCUAUGAAGUCAGUCUCAAAUUAGGUUGGCACACUUCCAUCUGUGUUGCACAAUAUUGUGUGUUGAUACAGUUCCACUUUGAUGAUGCUUCCUUAAUUGAUGCUUAAUAAAUCUGCUGGAGCUGGGCAUUCCAAAACUUGAUUGAAAUAAGGAUAUGGCACAUUUACUGCUUGUUAAUCAGAGGAUGCAGUCUUGUUUCUGAUAAUGUAAACUGUCAAAAAGUUAUUGCAACUAACAAAGGAAGCAAAAGCUUGUAGAUGAAGAAACUUUCUUCAGAACACUUUGCUAUGACUGAUCAGGCUCCAAGGAGGCAUCUCAGCAAAGGUGAACAGCCCAUUCCUGUUUCUUCUUCUGAGAUAUUACAACAUUUCAGUUCUGCCAACUCAUGGAUUUGUGAGAAUUCAGCCUGUAAGGCUGUCCUUACCUCCGAGGAUACAUUUUGCAAAAGGUGCUCAUGUUGCAUUUGCCAUCUCUUUGAUGACAACAAAGAUCCUAGUCUUUGGUUAGUCUGCGAAGCAGAAACUGAUGAUAAGGACUGUUGUGGCUUGUCAUGCCACAUUGAAUGUGCCCUUCAAUGCCGAAGGGUGGGAGUUUUCAAUCUGGGACAGUCUAUGCUGCUUGAUGGAAGCUACUGUUGUGCUUCGUGUGGAAAGGUAUCAGGAAUAAUUGGAUGCUGGAAGAGGCAACUUAUGGUUGCAAAAGAUGCUCGUCGAGUGGACGUCCUUUGUUAUCGUAUAUUUUUAAGCUACAGGCUUCUGUAUGGCUCUUCAGGUUUCAAAGAGUUGCACCAGAUUGUGGAGGAAGCAAAGGCAAAGCUAGAAACAGAAGUUGGUCCCAUGGAUGGCAUGUCUGCGAAGAUGACCCGUGGCAUUGUCAGCAGGUUGUCUAUUGCCGGAGAUGUUCAGAAGCUUUGCUUGGCUGCAAUAGAGAAAGCAGAUGAAUGGUUGAGUUUGAGAUCAAGUGGGCAUUUUGAGCAAAAUCACAAAGACUCACUUCCAGCUGCUUGUAGGAUCCAGUUUGAAGAAAUAACAUCAUCUUCUCUCGUAAUUGUUUUGAAAGAAACAGCUUCUUCGAUUUUUGAUUACAUUCAAGGUUAUAAGCUUUGGUAUUGCCGGUCCAGAGAUCAACCCUACACCAACGACCCUGUCAUCUUCCAAAGAGCACAAAGAAAAAUUCUAAUUACCAAUCUCCAGUCAUGCACAGAAUAUGCCUUUCAAAUUAUUUCAUUCAUGGAAGAUGGGGAUUUUGGCCACUCCGAGUCAAAGUGCUUUACAAAGAGCAAAGAGAUAAUCAACAAACAUAUAGAGAAUAACGGGGUUGAAGGGUGUUCAUCAAGUGACAAGCACGAAGAGAAGACAACUGCUGCAAAAUCUUCUGGAUUCAAAGUUCGAAAUCUAGGAAAGAUAUUGCAAUUUGCUUGGGCACAGGAAAAUGGAUCCUAUGAUGGGUUCUAUGAGGAUGAUAUGGAAGAAGAAUCCUGUGGUGGGAGUGGCGAAGUUAUAGCUGAGGCAGCUGAAGCAAUGCCCAGAUCCUCACAUCGGCUUGACCUGAAUGUGUCAUCGGUUCCUGAUUUAAAUGCUGAGGUAGUCCCUCCAAUGGAUUGCUUUCCCAAUGAAGAAAAUGCAUUCUUCUCAGAAAAGAUUGAGCUAUCCAGAUCCAAUGGAAGCGGUGAUUCUGAGACUUGUGCAGCUGCUGUGGUCCAUGAAGUCCCAACGGUUGAUUCUCAACCUGAAUGCAGUAAACAACCUUCCACUGUGCACAAUGAAACCUGUGAGGGAAAUAGCAAUUUGGCCAAUGGUUCUUUUAGGGGAUUCAAACGUAGGUUAGGUCAGUUGGAUGAUAACUAUGAAUAUUGCGUGAAGGUUAUUCGGUGGCUAGAAUGUUUAGGUCACAUUGACAAGGAUUUCCGCAUGAAGUUCUUAACAUGGUUUAGCUUGAGGUCGACUGAACAAGAACGAAGGGUGGUUAUUACAUUCAUCCAGACGCUUAUCGAAGAUCCUAGCAGUUUAGCAGGACAGUUGCUGGAUUCUUUUGGGGAAAUUGUGACCUGCAAUAGGCUGCGCAAUGGUUUCUGCAGCAAACUGUGGCAUUGAUUCAAAAGCUAACUGGUUUAGUGUUACUUGCCUUUUUGUUCUGCUUCCCACAUCAUUCCGGUCGGAGUGUUAUCCAUAUGUUACUGAAGUUGCCAUCUGUGCUCACUAACUUUGGUUCACUUAACAUCAGAUUCACUAUGCUUAUAACCUUGAUUGUUUCUUCAGCCAAUUCCAGCAUCUAUGUUACUGAUGGUAACAUCUCUCCUUGCCACUAAUUCUGAAGUUCUAAUUUGCAGUUCAUUGAAAAUACAUAACCUUGUUUUUGCUGUUGCUCAUGCUUACCUCAUGUUUAGGCUAAAUUUAUAAUGUGCAUGGGAUAAUUGUGAGAAAGAGAACGGUUCCAUACUUUGUAAUUCUGAUCCGAGACAAACUUUUUGCAUCCAAGUAAAUUCAGUUAGGGAUGCCAAUUGGCAGUGUGCUGUAUUCAUCAUAUCAUAAAUACAGUCCAGUAUUGCCAAGCGUUGAUGAAAGUUGGCUGAACGAGAGCUCGAGGGUCCGAAGGAGCCUUAUCAGAAGCCGCAAGAAUGGAAAGCACAGCCUAACCUAGAAUGGUAGAUUUUUUCUGGAACCCCUUGGCACCAUAUCCUAAAAUUCACCUUACUCUACAGUGCACUUUGUUCAGACUCCAGUCAGAUCAGAAAGGAACUCUAUGAGACUAUGAUUGAUCAGGGAAGCUGUCUGAGCACGAUUCCACAAAAGCCAACUGGAGAAGUAUGAGGACGUGGGCUGUUGAGAUUCUUUAAGCCAUCUCCGUCUGUAAUCUUAAACCGUGUAAUACCGCUGCACGUGUAGCGGGGGCUGUCUCCCUCAACCUACGAAGAAUCAAUAUUCCUAUGAUAGAUAGUUGUGUGAUAGAUGUUUUGUACUGAAUCAUUACAAGUUUGCUUGGGAUCAAAAUAGAUAUUAUAGAACCUGGUGCAGUGGGUAAGGCACUCCCAUGGUUAAUAACG
Molecule: messenger RNA, 3229 nt
Organism: Zingiber officinale
Lineage: Eukaryota; Viridiplantae; Streptophyta; Magnoliopsida; Zingiberales; Zingiberaceae
Product: VIN3-like protein 1
Exons: 5
Coding region: 444-2279 (611 amino acids)
Biological process (GO): epigenetic regulation of gene expression; vernalization response
Molecular function (GO): protein binding
Source: RefSeq, a predicted model, not a curated record